UUCAAGCGCAUUAUUUUUAAUAGGUGCUAGCCGGAUAUCAUACAUAAGUAACGGGAACUUCGUUGAGUUUCAUAUCACCAAAGGCUUUUCUGACGUGGACACUCGUAUUUUAGACAAUUACCAAGAGCUAUUAGUGCCACAGGGAGCUCCAUAGCUUUCCAGUAUCAGUGCAUUUAGGAUUUUACCACGAUUUUGUGAGAGGUAGAAUCUUGAAGGAAGCAACAAAGUUGGAUAAAUUUUCACCUUACCUACCAGUGACAUAACCUAGGAAAUAUAACCAUUGCUCUUCCUGGUCAUGCAAUGACUUUCAUCAUGAAGAAGAAAAAGUUCAAAUUCCAGGUGAAUUUUGAAUUGGUGGAAUUGUCCUCUGUGCCGCUCAUCAACGCUGUGCUCUUUGGCAAAGUCAGGCUCCAGGACGGGGGAAACUUUGCCCAGGUUUCUUCAAGGGAAGAAAUUCAAGACCAUGUUGUUCAUUGGGGAAGCAAGUUUAGCUUCAACUGCCGGAUGAGCGCUAACGCCAACACAGGAAUCCUGGAACCAUGUUCAUGCAGAGUGUCAAUCAGGAAGGAGGUGAAAGGAGGCAAGUCCUACACAAAAUGUGGGUUUGUGGAUAUCAACCUAGCAGAGUUUGCUGGAGCAGGCUCGACGUCCAGGAGAUACCUUCUAGAGGGCUACGACUCCAAGAAUAGACAAGACAACAGUACAUUAAAGGUCAACAUAGUAAUGGUAUUAAUGUCCGGUGACCCCUGCUUCAAAGCGCCUGAUUUCAAGCAGCAUACGUUACCGUGCGACAUGACGGCAGAGACCUUACUCAUAGGUAAUCUAUCUGUGCGGAAUGGUGACGAGCUGACAAGAGGGGGCAGUAUAGCCAGCAGCAGUACGUCAAGUAAUAGUACAAGAAGUAAAGGCUCAAAGCACAGACCAAACGUACUCACAUCAGGUCUUGUAUCUCCUGUCGAGCCCGAACCCCGCAUUUCCGAGGAGAGCUUUGAGCUCGGUCAUUCCAGGUCUUCGAGCUACAACUCGCAGCAAUCUCGGGCGAGCGGGUACAGCAGCGCACACUCAGCAUCGUCCGGGGGCUUCACCACGGAGCACUUCUCCAGUGCGACCAGUCUGACGGAUCUACCAGAGAAGGAACAGAUGAAGGAUGCAUGGAGGGGGACAGGAACCAAUGAAAGGAGAAGAAAACAUGCAGAAGCAGAAGAAUCCCAGCGGAGAUUAGACAACACGAGAGUAGACGCAGAUGAAGUUAUCCAGGGCAUCAUCAACCAACAGGACUUUCAGGCAGAUGAGAUGUCAGGUGAAGAGGGACUGCAGCUGUAUAUUGCAAGAGAUGGUUCAACAGCACUAGGGAGUCAACAGUUAAAAAAUAGGAUGUCAGCAGGUACCUUUGAACCAGUCGUGAUAGACCAGAGAUAAUACUGCCUUUCUGAUUGGUGCAUGGACACCUAUACUCUGCUGCGAUUGGCCCUUUCAAACGUGGACAUCUACCAGCGAGAGGCGGAACUAUCCAUCAUCUUUCUCUGUGUAGCUACGUCUGUCUCUCGCCCUGGUGGAUCAUUGCAAUCUUCGACAGUAUUGUUCUUCGUAAGGAUUGGCUCGUUUGAGUUGGUGGAGGCAAUAUAAUCUCUACCGCCACCUCAAAUUGGCAAACUAUCAUGGAAUGUGGCAUUUUUAACAAUUUGGAUCAUUCAAUGAAGUAAUUAAUGAGAUAGGACUGCGAUUACCAGAUUUGAUUCCAGAUUAGUUGUUGAGCAUCGACUGCAAGGAGAUUGGAGGGGCAAGGAGAUUAGGAAGCGCACACACUGCUUUCAUGACGUACUGUGCAAGACCCUUUCGGUAUUCUAAUCAUCGUAUAUUUAGAUACCAACGUCCUGUCAUGUUGGCGAAGGAAUAAGUCAUCUGCAAGUCAGCAUUUGGUGAUGCCUGAAUGCCAAGCUUUUAUUCUAUCAGCAAAAAAAAAUUUCAGUGAAUAACAUAGAAUUUGGAUGAUACUUGAUGGGAUCAUCCAGGCUUUCGCCUUAUCUUUGUGUACAAACAUUUCAGAUUAGUGUCAAUGAAUGCAGAGCUGAUUGACAACAGUAGAAGGUUCAUUCACAAUCGUUUAUCUGCAAUUUAAGCUGCCAUUACAAGCAGUGCAACCAAAUUUAGUAAGAAAUGAGCUGUUGGAAUAUCCUUGUUUUGUUGCAAAAACUUGUGCUAGUCCAUGACACUGUUACAUGUACCUU
Strongylocentrotus purpuratus (purple sea urchin) is the source of this 2228-nucleotide messenger RNA. It is a transcript of the gene fam102a, whose product is annotated as protein FAM102A. Lineage: Eukaryota; Metazoa; Echinodermata; Echinoidea; Camarodonta; Strongylocentrotidae. The record is from RefSeq and is a predicted model, not a curated record. Bases 301 to 1419 code for a protein of 372 amino acids. The transcript has 10 exons.